Xyrauchen texanus (razorback sucker) is the source of this 3166-nucleotide messenger RNA. RefSeq names its product AP-5 complex subunit sigma-1-like. The record is from RefSeq and is a predicted model, not a curated record. The transcript is spliced from 3 exons. Gene Ontology annotation, biological process: endosomal transport; double-strand break repair via homologous recombination. Lineage: Eukaryota; Metazoa; Chordata; Actinopteri; Cypriniformes; Catostomidae. Gene Ontology annotation, cellular component: late endosome; cytosol; AP-type membrane coat adaptor complex. Bases 207 to 797 code for a protein of 196 amino acids.
ACGGAAAUAAAUCCGCUGAGUUUGUUCACAAUGGCAAUAUGCAUGUUUUGACAGGCUUAUUUAGUAAAUGUUAGUGUAUUUGUUUCCUCAGUUGAGCAGUUCUCCGUCAGUAUGUCUCUGUUGUUGUAAUUCUUGUGGGCUCUGGCACAUAUAAAUAGUUUAACAUCUAGCUGUUACCUCUGUGUUCACGGCAUCUUAAAUGAGAUAUGGUGCUGUGCUUUUUAAUCCAAACGGUGUGUCCGGUGAGCGCACUGUCCGCUGGCGACAGCCGGAUACUGUACUCGCGUGUAUUCGGACCAGAGACCGCAGAUGGCCGUGACUUCACACCGGAGCACAGACGACUGAUGCAGAAAGAGAAACUUCACAUGGUAACGAGGCAGGUACAGAGUGCUGUGACUUUGAGCAGGGAGGCCUCAGGCAAUCUGUGUGUGGAAGCUGUGCUGGGUGAGGAGGCUGUGGCACUGGGUGACUCCGAGAGUGGUGUGUUUUCUCUGGGCAAUGCAGAGAUGUUUCCAGAUCGGAGUGUUGUUCUGUGGCUGGGGGUGCAGUCUCUUGCAUUCACUCUGGUCUGCAGACCCCAUGAGAAUCUUUUGCUUGCAGAGGGAACACUUCGCAACAUUGCACGUCACUGCCUAGAGGAACUACGUCUGCUGGGACCUGGUUCUGAGGUAUUGCUGAAAAGUGAUAGAGUGGAUGCCAUGUUGCAGAGACUCCUUUCUCAUGGUCAGCUCCUUUUCCUCAACCACCGUUUUGCCCUCAGCGUGGAGAAAGAGAUAGCAAGCUACGUGAGCAAAUGAGUGUUUGUGUGUGUAUUGGCACAAUUACAUUGGCGAGUGUUUGCCACAUUUUGAGAGUAAUAUAUAAAUUGCCUGUUGAUAUAAGAGAUUCAAGAAAUCACUUUCCUCAGGAGGUGCAAUGCACAGUCCUGCAGAUGUUUAAAAAAUAGAAGAUCUCACCCACAAAGUGUACUGUUAACCAGUUGUUCCUGUUAACCAGUUGUUCCUGUUAACCAGUUGUUCCCUAUGAUGAUACCAGAGAGCAACAGUGCUAAAACUUCUGAUUACACUUUGACAAUAGAUUAGAUGGAAAAGUGUGAGGCAUCACACACAAAAAAACUGUAGAUAUGGUAAUAUUCAGUAGAGUGUUUCUAAAGGCAUAAAUAGCCCAUUCAAGUGAAUGCUGAACUGAUUUUGACCUUUACACGUUUGAGAGGAAAUCUCUGUUGUGUGUGCAAGAGACCUUGUUUUUCUGCCCUUUGCAGCUGUUUUAUUUGCAUGCAUGUUGUACAGCCUUACAACCCAUCCUGUAUUACCAGCCCAUUAACACUGUGAUUCUCCCAGGCAGGAUGAUUUGCGAGUACCGGGGUAACUUUCCAUAGCUGAUCAUUUUAUAAAUUUAUUAUAAAAUUGUUAAUAUAAGGCUGAAUUUAUAUGAACUCUGACCGAAUGUUUCAAAAUAAAACCUGUAUGUAUGUAUGUUUAUAUAGCUCUCCACUAGAGGGCAGUGUUGCAUUUUUAUUGUUUGUUGCAUGUUGUGUUUCAGUGAAUUGCAUAGCAAUCAGAAUAAUCCUAACACUUAUCUAAAAUAAUUAAAUGGAUCACAGCAGUGUGCCUGCCAACAGAUCUGAGAUGGCUGAUUGACAAGGCUGUAUGAAGCUAUCAUAUCAAGGCCAACAGAGCGAUCACUCAAAUCCAUAUUUAUCCUGUUGUCUCUAGUUUAAUCAUGUCGAGUUACCCCUGUCCCCAUGCUGCACUUGAAAUGAAGGAAGGUUGAGGAUGAAGCCCACUUACAGUAAGUGUGAGGUCAGUAAGUGAAACACAAGUAUUGUGGUUCAAUAUGUUGACUGGUAAGUGUGAAAUGGUUUCCUGUUCAAGAGUUUCUCGUGUCAUCUGUCUUACAGACAGUGUUGUUGGUAUUCUGCCUGCAUCAAGUAAGACAAGAGCCCUGUUAUGGCUGUAUUUCCAUAGCUGUGAAGAGCUGUUGAGUGACACUCAAAUUAAAUGCACCUAUAGCACAUUAACAUGGCACAAAAUGACAAGUCUAUGCAGUCAGAUAUAACUCAAAUUUAUUUAUAUUUUUUUCCCUUUGAUAAAAGCUUCUUGGCAAAUCCUGCAUUACAUUGUGACUGUAUCACAAAACAAUCUGUGCUUUAAUGUUAAGAUGAGGGAUCCUGGUAAAUAUGUAGUCUUAAUGGACUGGGAAGUUUUGAAUUCUGCAGUUUCUAAAUUCUUAUUUCUGAAAGAUCUUAAAAAUGUGCAUUUCUUAUGGUAUGAAUCCUGUAAUGGCAAAAACUAUCCACCUCAUUCCUGAACGCCAAGUGUUCCCUGAUUCAUAACAGAAGAAUAUUUUUGAUUUCUGGUCUCUAGUGUUUUAACUGUCAGCGGUGCAAAUUUUAGCGGAUAAUGUGAUGAGCAUAUUAAAUGUUUGAAAAUGUCCAAAUAAAAAACAAACCUCCGUAAUAAAGGUUAAAGGAGUGAGUAGAUGACAUGAAGCAAUAGUCAAGGUUUGUUACGUUGAAAUUAUCUAAUAACUAAAUUCUUUGUUGUUAUGACAGCCAACAACUGCACAAAUUUAGUCUUUACUCAUUUUCACUCCUACUAACACUUACACGGAUGAGCCAAAUCAUUAUGACCACUGGCCUAAUAUGCUGUUGGUUCUCCACAUGCUGCCAAAACAGCGCUGACCCGCCAAGGCAUGGGCUUUACAAAACUCCUAAAAGGUGUCCUAUUGUAUCUUGCACCAAGACGUUUGCAGCAGAUUGUUAAAUUCCUGUAAGUUGCGAGGUGGAGCCGCGCUGUGGAUCGGACUUGUUGGUCCUGCACAUCCCACUGAUGCUCAGAUUGAGCAGAUUGAUUAAACCAUUCCUGAACAAAGUGUGCAGAGAAGCAGGGUGCAUUAUCCUGCUGAAAGAGGCCACUGCCAACAGUGAAUACCAUUGAAGAGGUGUACCUGGUCCACAGCAAUGUUUCAGUGGCAGGUGUAAAAUUGACAUCCACAUGAAGAGGCCCAAGGUUUCCCUGCAGAACAUUGCCCAGAGAAUCACACUCCUUGUCGUCUUUCCACAGUGCAUCCUGGUGCCAUCACUUCCCAAUGUAAAUGGCGCACACAUAGACGUCCACAUGUUGUAAAUUAAAACGAGACUCAUCGGACCAGACGACCUUCUUCC